GCAAAAAGCUAUCCUCUUUCACAAUUUACAGGAAUUGAUCUCAUAAACCGAAUAGACGUUAUGCCUUCAAAUGUCUGCAUUACACAAGCUGAUGUUUUAAAAGGAUUACAAUAUCUUGAUUGUUCUUUUGAUUAUAUUCACAUCAGAGAUUUGUUAUGGUCUAUUUCAUCAAAAGAUGCACAGACUAAAUUAUUUCCAGAAUUAUUGCGAAUUUUAAAGCCUGGUGGAUGGAUCGAGGAUAUAGAAUUUGAUAUGAAAAUCACAAAUGCUGGUCCUAACACAAAAUUCCUUCUUGACGCAUGUGUUUGUUCUGAAGGCUUUUACAAAAAUGCAUUAAAGUUAUUUAAAGAUAAUAAUCUUGAAUAUCAAGUUGAAGAAAGAAUAAUAUGUUUUGCUGAUUAUGAUGUGAUAAAACAGAAAUACAUGACCUUUUUUAAAGUUGUAAAACCCAUGAUCAUUGAAUAUACAAGCAUUAAUUACGAAGAGUACGAUGAAGUACUUGAUAAGGAAU
Messenger RNA from Racocetra persica, 511 nucleotides. The record is from the annotation of a GenBank genome assembly. NCBI's taxonomy places the organism in Eukaryota, Fungi, Glomeromycota, Glomeromycetes, Diversisporales, Gigasporaceae.